Diplodia corticola is the source of this 897-nucleotide messenger RNA. RefSeq names its product inositol monophosphatase. Gene Ontology annotation, biological process: inositol metabolic process; phosphatidylinositol phosphate biosynthetic process; signal transduction. The coding region runs from base 1 to 897 and encodes 298 amino acids. The transcript is spliced from 5 exons. Gene Ontology annotation, molecular function: inositol monophosphate 1-phosphatase activity. NCBI's taxonomy places the organism in Eukaryota, Fungi, Ascomycota, Dothideomycetes, Botryosphaeriales, Botryosphaeriaceae. The record is from RefSeq and is a predicted model, not a curated record.
AUGGCCGCCGAUCUGGGCUCAAAAGAGCUGGACGAAAUCUACGCGUUCGCCAUCCAGCUUGGCAAGGAUGCCGGCAAGAUGUUGCUCGACGCCGCCAUGCUGCGCUGCCAGGCCGGAAGUGUGCCCGAGGCUGCCCACGUGGAGAAGAUGAACGCCGUUGAUCUGGUUACCCAAACCGAUGAAGACGUCGAGACCUUUGUCAAGAAUAGCAUCACCAACAAGUUUCCCGCGCACAAGUUCAUCGGAGAGGAGACGUACUCCAAAGGCUCCUCCAAAGACUACCUCGUCAACGACGAGCCAACAUGGAUUGUCGACCCGCUCGACGGCACGGUAAACUACAUCCACCUCUUCCCCAUGUUCUGCGUCUCCAUCGCCUUCGUCCACAAGCACGUCCCGACCAUCGGCGUCAUCUACGCCCCCUUUCUCAACCAGCUCUUCACCGCAUGCCGCGGCCGCGGCGCCUGGCUCAACGACACCCAGCAGCUUCCCCUCAUCCGCAACCCCAUUGCCCCCAUGCCCGCCAAGGCCCCUUCGGGUUGCGUCUUCAGUUGCGAAUGGGGCAAGGACCGCCGGGACACCCCGGAUGGGAACAUGCACAGGAAGAUUGAAAGCUUCGUGAACAUGGCAGCCGAGGUUGGUGGAAGAGGAGGGAAGGGUGGGAUGGUUCACGGUGUGCGUAGUCUGGGAAGUGCCACGCUCGAUCUCGCCUACACAGCCAUGGGCUCGUUCGACAUAUGGUGGGAAGGCGGAUGUUGGGAAUGGGAUGUCGCCGCCGGCAUUUGUAUUCUGCAAGAAGCCGGUGGACUCGUCACCACCGCCAACCCGCCCGAAGACCCAGCAACCGCGACCAUCGAGCAUGUCAAGCUCGGCUCGAGGCUGUACCUUGCGAUCCGGUAA